Phycomyces blakesleeanus NRRL 1555(-) is the source of this 1239-nucleotide messenger RNA. RefSeq names its product CCHC-type zinc finger transcription factor. Bases 1 to 1239 code for a protein of 412 amino acids. The transcript is spliced from 7 exons. The record is from RefSeq and is a predicted model, not a curated record. NCBI's taxonomy places the organism in Eukaryota, Fungi, Mucoromycota, Mucoromycetes, Mucorales, Phycomycetaceae.
AUGAUGGUACAAAGCAUAAGAGACCUACAGAAUAUGAAAAGGAGACAAAAAAGCAAAAAACUUGAUGCAAAACGAAAGGGUUCUAAAGGUCAACAAUUAGAGAAUAUAGUUGUAUGCUUCAACUGUCACCAAAGUGGACAUGAAAGCUCACAAUCAAAAGAGUGUCCUAAUCAUAACUCAAGCAAGCAGAAGGAAGUACAAGCACUACUGGGAAAUUAUACCAGCAUAACAAAAAAGAUAAAGUUGGAAACGAUAUUAAAGCCGGAAUACCAAACGCUCUUCAAAGAAAAGGUGCGACAGCUCUUGACAAAAGAGUUUUUACGCAGAACUUUCGGUACUGUAUCGCACAGCUCGUUUAAAAGAACGCAGAGCCAAAAAGCUAUGCCAAGCGACUGCUUUACCUUUUGGGAAACUUUCUCCUCAAGAUAUAAUGUAGCAUAUGACAUGACACCAGUCAGUGAAUACUCCCAUCGUCCAACUGCUGCUUGUAUCAAAACUGCUACUGUAUACACAAGCAAUAUCAAUGAAAGUAUUUAUUUCGUAUACUAUUAUGAAGCUGUUCGUAAACGGACUCCAGUCUGGCCAGAUGAACUUCCGGAAGUUUACAACAAUAAAAAGCCAGCUAUUAAAGACAUCUGUACCGAUUUUCUGUCAACAGAUAUGCCUAGGUACAACGGGAACAAGAAAAAAAAACAUGAUGAAGAAGAUGAAGAAAAAAGUCAAAUGCUUCCACGCUUGUUUUCAUUAUGUCCUGUGACUUCACUGAAGUGGAGGUUCAUAACGCUCAACCCUAACCCUAUUUCAGCUUUUGCUGGUAUAAGUCUCCCAGUCACGUACGAAGGCAAAUAUGAAAUGUUCAGCAAGAUAUUUGAUUUUAAGAGACUCAGACUAAGCAGCUUCCAAGACCUAAAAUAUCCAAACAAGAAGACAAAAUCUGCUGUCUCAAACGUAAUCAGAACCGGCGGCUACGUCGCUGAUGUUAUCAUUAAUAAAAGCUCUCAAACCAAUACGGAAGACUUCACUCAUUAUUCCGACCAAAAUGUCCUAGUGACACUGCUUGGAGAUGUUCUAACUAGUGAAGGCUUGGACAAUACAUCGAUUUGCGCAAUAGAUCCCAACUGUAAUCAAGUAUCUACUGCUUCUUAUGGGGAUUGUGAAACUAAUCAUCAGCUCAGACGGUGCUCUACUAAAGAAUACUACACAUAUACAGGAUCAAAAAGGCAUACGAAAAAGAAAUAA